GUUCCGCAGGCCUCAUCCUGUGGGACACAAGGCAGGAUGAGCAGGGCAGGUGACAGCUGGGUCCCUCCCAAACAGCUGCUCCACACCCGUAGUGAGGCUGGAUUUGGAUGCAGCCAUGGAUCUGAGGGGACAAUUGCAAGGAAGGAGCCAAGAGAAACCACCUCUGAAGCUUCAAGGUGCAAAUUGGCAAAACCUCUCUUGAGACAACACUGAGCCCAAAGUGCCAUCUCUGCAGCUGGAACAAGGAUUCAACAACCUCUAAGAGCAGCCCCAGGAUGAGGAAUCUCCUUCUUGCUGUGCUCCUGGCUUGUGGGCUGCUCCCAGCUGGCACCAGCAUCCUGGAGCUGGAGCAGAUGAUCAGGUCGACCACAGGGAAGAGUGCCCUGCUCUCCUACAGCUGGUACGGGUGUUUCUGCGGCAUCGGGGGCAGAGGGACCCCCGUGGAUCCCACCGACCGGUGCUGCCAAGCCCACGACUGCUGCUACAGGAGGGUGAGGGAGGGCAAGUGCAGCCCCUUGAUCACCCCGUACACCUUCGCCACUGAUGACGGACACAUCACCUGCAGUAACAAGCAGAGCUGGUGUGAGAGGGAGACUUGCCUGUGUGACAAGGCAGUGGCCUUGUGCUUCGCGAGCACUCUGCCUUCGUACAGUCAUUCCUACCGCUUCUACUUCAAGCUGAAAUGCCAAGGAGACAAGCUCCAGUGCUGAGGAAGGGGAAUCUGCACACAGAGCUCCAGAUUUUGUCUGGUUUCCCCCACUGCUGUGGCAAGAAAAGCCUGGGGUGGGGGCUGAGCAGAAGCAGAGCCCAUGAGGCUCCCUGCGAGGUGCUCAGGGUGAGGAAGGGCACACGUCUUGAAUGGAGACCCCCCCAGUUCUCAGAAAGACCCACCAACGUCCUCUUUUUUGUCCCUUCCUCCUCCCUUGAUUUCACUUCCCAGCAAAGAUAAUAAAGACCUACAAUAAAAGUAA
This is a messenger RNA of Pseudopipra pipra, 971 nucleotides long. Its product is annotated as phospholipase A2, membrane associated-like. The record is from RefSeq and is a predicted model, not a curated record. The coding region runs from base 276 to 710 and encodes 144 amino acids. The transcript has 6 exons. Gene Ontology annotation, biological process: phospholipid metabolic process; lipid catabolic process; negative regulation of T cell proliferation. Gene Ontology annotation, molecular function: calcium ion binding; phospholipid binding. Lineage: Eukaryota; Metazoa; Chordata; Aves; Passeriformes; Pipridae.